CCAAGUUUCCAACUGGUCGCACUGAAACAAGAAUUAAAACCGCAGUAGCACGCUUAUUUGGAGCAAAUUUGUUUUAAAGUUGUUUUUAGGGUUUAUCGAAGAAAGCUAAAAUGCCUGCGGUGGUGCGAAUUAAGCGGCGCAUCGACGAGGAACCGCACACGGCCUUUGUGCUGAAUGGAAAGCGGCGACGCCUUCAAAACGACGAAAAUGCUCCGGACGAUUUAGGCGAGGCGACCGGGGCGGCAGCAUCAGUUUCAGACAAAGACGAGCUGACCACAGUCCUCAAAUUUGCCGGCACGCUAGAAAAACAGGACGACUGCGCUACUCGGCAAUUCGCUGCGGCCAGACUGAACAAAGCUACCGCCAAAGAGUUGGUCCAACAGCAGCGCUCCAAUGAUGCAGCCAUUGCCAGUGCCCUACGACGAGAUCGUCAGCGCCAGGAGGCGCAGGAAAAUGCGCGGGAACAGCGCUUCCGGGUGGUUAACUGUCUCCGCACAACUCUCGAAGAUCAGCCUACGGAAGAGGGAGCAUCUCUAAACCAGAAUCAAGAAUCCCAGACCAACAAAGGUCAUAUCACCAUUGUGGACAUUGAAUCCCAACAGCAGCAGCAACCACAGAGGUCCACAGGAAAUGGAGAUCAAAGCACUGUGGAACUGCAGAGGGAUGCAGAGUCUAACCUUGAUCAACAGCAGCCGGCUGACUCCGAUGUGGGCUAUGUUUACGAUCUUUAUGUGCCAGAGAAUGAGAUGCAGGCCGCCUAUGUGGACAUGAUGGACGACAACUAUCUAAGGUUGUAUUAUCCGUUUAAUUACUACAACAACUGCUACUGGUAAUCAAUGACAGCGACAAUAGUCGAAAAGACACACAGAGAGAGAGAGGGAGGCAAAGCCCGGUCAGAAAAUUAUGUGUGACGCUGCCCAGCACCUCAACCCGACAAUAAUAAAUGGACUGCAACUGGCAACUCACAUUAAAUUUAUUUUACUAAUAUUUCCAUCUGACAAAUGCCUAAAAAUUCUGCGAAACCAUUCAGUUAAAUAUGUAUGCUUUGUUAUUAAUUAAUGUCAGAGAAACGGUGCCGAAACACUUUCCUAUUAGAUGUACACAGAAUAUAAAAAACAGAAUUCUUUGUAAAUUCCUUAAAAUGUAAAAUAAUAUUUUUAAUAUGUUUACGUAUAGAAACAUUUAACAUUUACUUAGGUCUUAUGUUUUCAUGUGCCAAAUAUGAACAAAAAUAACUUUCUAAGUGUAAGCAUUUGAAAUAAAAGUUUUGUGUAACAUUUUGAAAACAUUUAAUUGUAAACCAGACGUUUGCUGGCAUAAUUAUUCCGUUCUUUUUCGAUAGAAUUUCACGCAAAUGUCAUUAUCAUAAGUCUAGAUUAAUUAGCUAUUAGAUUUGUAUGUUUUUGGAAUCACACGCACACUCAAGCCCAACAUUUUAUAAACCUGUUCCUUUGUGUUGUUUUCAAUUCAAUAGCCACUUGUCUUGAAUUGUUUUCAUUCCAAAAAAAAAAACACAAAUGAAUAGUGCUAAGGUCGAUAUACACGCAUAGUUUUAGAAUAGUUUUCCAUUUUGUUGGGGUCUAGCGUUGCCCGAAAUCGUAUAUGAAUAAUAAAUAAAGAAAUCCAUUAAAAUAUAUUGAGAA
Drosophila bipectinata is the source of this 1643-nucleotide messenger RNA. RefSeq names its product female sterile (2) ltoPP43 (gene fs(2)ltoPP43). The record is from RefSeq and is a predicted model, not a curated record. Lineage: Eukaryota; Metazoa; Arthropoda; Insecta; Diptera; Drosophilidae. Gene Ontology annotation, biological process: developmental process.